Molecule: messenger RNA, 2127 nt
Organism: Parasteatoda tepidariorum (common house spider)
Lineage: Eukaryota; Metazoa; Arthropoda; Arachnida; Araneae; Theridiidae
Product: ATPase family AAA domain containing bor
Biological process (GO): mitochondrion organization
Cellular component (GO): mitochondrion
Molecular function (GO): ATP hydrolysis activity; ATP binding; zinc ion binding
Source: RefSeq, a predicted model, not a curated record
UGGCAUCAUGUUAAUUUGUUUAUUGCAACAUCCUUCACCGGCAACAACACACGUGCAUAUUGAACUGAAGCUAAGUAGCAGUAAAUUUCUGUUUCCAGCUUCCAUUUAAAUUCCACUUUCCAUUUAAAAGACUGAAUAUGAGCUGGUUGUUUGGAGUUAAGAGGGAUCCUGUUCCUGAUUUCAGUUCUAUGAAUGUUUCCAGUGGUAGUGGAUCUCCGCCAGAAAAUCAAGGGACCGGCGAUGGAGGAUCAAACUCAGGCUCCAAUGAUGAUAGGAAAUCUAUGUCUUAUAGAUUUGAUUCUUCAGCUUUGGAAAGAGCAGCGAAAGCUGCUAAAGAAUUGGAACAAUCUCCUAAUGCAAAGCAGUAUUUAGACUUAGCAAAGAUGCAGGAAGUGAAUUUGCAGUUAGAAAAGCAGACAAAAAUUAAGGAAUAUGAAGCUCUGAUUGAAAACUCUAAAUCUGAACAAAUUCGUGUUCAACAAGAAGAAAGGAGAAAAACUAUCGCAGAAGAAACUAAGCACAAUCAAGCGAGAGCACAAUACCAAGAUCAAUUAUCUAGAAAACGAUAUGAAGAUCAAUUGACACAGCAGCAAAAAGCGAAUGACGAAAAUCUCAGAAAACAGGAGGAGUCUCUGGCAAAACAAGAAGCUAUGCGAAGAGCUACCCUAGAGAAAGAAAUGGAUGUGAGACAUAAAAGUGAAAUGAAAAGAAUAGAGGCUGAAAUGAGAGCAAAAGGAAAAAUUGAACGUGAAAACCAAGAUCUUUACUUGGAACGAAUAAGAGUGAAAGCUUCAGAAAGUCGUACAACUGUCCUCGAAUCACUCAAAACAGCUGGAUCUAUUUUGGGUGUUGGAUUCAAUGCAUUUCUCAGUGAUUGGAGUAAAGUUACAACAUCAGUUGCUGGUGCCACAUUGUUGGUUUUAGGUUAUUAUUCAGUGAAGCGAGGAACCGGUAUUGCAGCCAAAUACAUUGAAGCACAUCUUGGAAAACCAUCUUUAGUACAAGAGACUUCACGCUUUAGUUUACUAGAAGCUUUAAAACAUCCUGUGAAGACAACGAAGCGUCUUUCAAAUAAGCCUAAAGAUGUUUUGCAAGGUGUCAUCCUUAGUCCUGCCUUGGAAGAAAGACUCAGUCAGAUAACUAUUGCUACAAGUAACACAAGAAAAAACAAAGGAAUGUAUAAGAAUCUAUUGCUCUUUGGUCCACCCGGAACAGGAAAAACUUUAUUCGUUAAAAGAUUAGCUCAGCAUUGUGGAAUGAACUAUGCAAUAAUGACUGGUGGAGAUGUUGUAGCAAUGAGAGAAGAAGGUGUAACAGCUAUAAAUAAAGUCUUUGACUGGGCAAAUAGUUCUCGGAAGGGAUUACUUUUGUUUGUUGAUGAAGCUGAAGCAUUCCUCCGAAAAAGAAGUUCCGAACAUUUGAGUGAAAAUGUCAGAGCAUCAUUAAACACUUUUCUGUACCAAACUGGAGAACAGUCCGAUAGGUUUAUGUUGUGCUUGGCUAGUAACACACCAGAACAGCUAGAUUGGGCUAUGGAUGAUCGAAUGGAUGACAUUGUGGAGUUCAAAUUGCCUGGUUUAGCUGAAAGAGAACGUAUGAUACGUUUAUAUUUUGAUAAAUUUGUCCUUAUGCCUGCUACUGAAGGAAAAAGACGUUUCAAAUUAGAUCAAUUUGACUACAGUUCAGUUUGUUCACAAAUUGCUACAGUAACAGAAGGUUUCUCUGGUCGUGAAAUAGUCAAAUUGGCAUCAGCGUGGCAGUUUGCUGCUUAUGCAUCAGAUGAUGGUGUUUUAACUAAAGACAUGGUUAUGAAAGCUGUUGAAAAUGCUCUGAAACAACAUCAAGACAAAGCAAAAUGGCAGACUACUGAAGAAGCUAAAAAGCAAGUCCUGGACGCUUCAACGCCCAGGGCUAUUCCAUUAGAAUAUCCUAAAUCAUCACCAUCAUAAUUAGGUAUAAAUUUAGGAAAUAUAUAAAUUUUCAAAGACAAAUUAGUAAUUAAUCUUUAUUGGCGAGAAGCGUUGGCCAAGUCAUUAGAAUCAUCGCCUUGGAGUUUUGUGAAAUGUAGAAGAAGAAAAAAGUAACUGUGUCAGCAAAAGAUAGAAUCAAAUGCUAGUUUAACUGUGA